AUGCAAGUCAAUAGUAGGGAAAUUGAAGUAAAAAGAAAUUUCAAAAGUUUGUUUUAUUUAAAUCAAAAGAGUAGUGGUUUUUUUGAUGAAGUUAAUAAUAUAUUUUAUUUAGCAACUCAAACAAAUUAUACUUCCAUUCAAAUAUCAGUUUUUAAUUCUUUAAAUUUAAACUAUAUAAAUUCCUUUUUUAUUUAUAAUGAAAUGUUACCUUUUAUUGAUAAUUCACUAACAAUUGAUAAUAAUAAUCAAAUAAUAUUAAUCACUACCAAUAAUAUAAUCAAAAUUAAAAUUGAAAUAAAUUAUUUAAAUAAAGACCAAGCUAAAUUAAAAAUAAUUAAAAAGCAAUUAUUACCAUCAGAAUGUAUAAUACCAAGUUCCAGUGUUUUAAAUUUAGAUAGAAAUUUACUUUUAUUGGGAUGUGUAUCAACCUACGGAAUGCUGUAUGAAAUAAAUUUAAAUUCCCUAAAACAAACAAAUAAGCAUACUUUUUAUUAUGGUUCUAGUAUAGAUGCUCUAUUACUAGGCCCAAUUAAUUCAUUUACUUUUUUAGAAGGUACUUUAAAUUAUCCUUAUCAUUUAGUCUCCUUUACAUUCAAGGAUAUUACAAGUUCUUCAUCAAAUACAAAUGGCAACUCGAUAUAUCGUAACAGAGAAACAUAUUUUGGACAAGCCUAUACCGCUUCUUCAGAUUUAAUAAAAUAUGGUUUAUAUGCAUUUGGGCAUGAUAUUUUAUUAUUCGAUUUAACAGAAAUCAGCAAUACUCCCAAAGAUAUUGACUAUAUCAAUGAUUGUAUCAGUACAAGUAGCACCUACAGUCCAGAAUCAAAUAGUAUAAUUAUAUCAACAAAUAGUUCAUUAUUACAUAUAUAUCAUCUACCAUCAAAUUCAAAUAUUUUAAAAAGUAUAAAUUCAAAAUCCCUAUUUAUUUUUUUACCAAUUAUAAUAAUAAUUACCAUAGUAUGUUUAGUUUUUUUAACCAAAUAUAUCUACAGCCUAUAUUUUAAAAAAAAACCAAUUCAAAAUGAAAAUGAAAAAAAUGGUUAUAUAGAAUUUUAAAAAAAAAUAUUUCAAAAUUUAUCAUUAUCUAUUUUAUAAAAAAAAUUUAUAUUUGAUUACUUUAAUAUACGAAUUUAUAUAAUAACUAAUUAAUCAGUUAACCAAUUGGGAAAUUUUAUUUUAUUUUAUUUUAAAAUAAUAAAAUAAAAUAAAUAAAUAAAAAUUAUAAUAAAAACUUUUUUUC
This is a messenger RNA of Dictyostelium purpureum, 1240 nucleotides long. RefSeq lists its product as uncharacterized. Bases 1 to 1056 code for a protein of 351 amino acids. Lineage: Eukaryota; Evosea; Eumycetozoa; Dictyosteliales; Dictyosteliaceae. The transcript has 2 exons. The record is from RefSeq and is a predicted model, not a curated record.